AUGAUCCUGCGGUGGCUGCUGCCGCUGCAGGUGUUGCAGCGGCUGAUACAGCCACGGAUACAGCAACUGGUACUACUACGACGCCUGUGGCAGCUGUCUGCAGUUGCAGCCGCUGCAACACCGCUGAAUCCUAUUACCUCCGUGAUAGUCCAGACAGCAGCAGAUGGGAGUUUACAGACAGUCACCAAUUUGUACACACCUAUAGUCACUGCCAUGUUGUCGACUAAUCCAGCAGGUGCAGUCGUCACGGUUACUGCAACGACGACGCCAGGUUUACCUGGGACUGCCGCCACGGCAGUAGAUCCAGCUACGCCCGCUACGCUGAGAACUUUACCCGCUGUGACUACCGCAAUGGUACAAACAGCUGCAGACGGUUCGUUGCAAACGGUCACUAAAGUGUACAGCCCAAUCCUAGCCACGAUGCUUUCCACAAACCCAGCAGGUGCUGUCGUGACUGUUACUGGAACGACUACACCAGGUGUAGUCCCCACCACUAGCGCAGCCACGGCGACAUCCACAGCAGGGUUGAUUACUAAAGUCAUCACGUCUACAUUACCCAACGGUGGCCUGACUAUUUACACCACAGCGUUGCCUACGACUCAAAAAACUACGCUUACAGAGGACAAACCUUUGGCAAACCCUAACCAUAGACCAGACCCUACUACAUCGUACACGCCAUUGCUCUCCUCUCCAGUCACAACCCUCUCUUGGCAAAGUUACAUCACCAUAACAGAAGGUACCACCACUUACACUACAAGCCACUCACCUAUCAUCAUCUACGUCACAAUCACGCGAGACGGUGCAGUGAUGACCCCAUCGACAACUUUCAUCCAGAGAUUCAGCUCUCAGUACACAUCUGUCGCCACAUUUGCCUCAGGGUCCAUCGGGUUGGGCUCCAUCAGUGGUAGAAUUGGAGUCGUAAAGACGAAUCUGCAAAGCACAAUAGACAACAAUAGAGGUGCGAACUCGUUCCACUUGCAAGCAACCUCUCUGUUCGGUGCAUUCAUUCUGCUACUAUCCUGGGUUUUAUGA
Huiozyma naganishii CBS 8797 is the source of this 1032-nucleotide messenger RNA. RefSeq names its product Kre1p (gene KRE1). Bases 1 to 1032 code for a protein of 343 amino acids. The transcript has a single exon. The record is from RefSeq and is a predicted model, not a curated record. Lineage: Eukaryota; Fungi; Ascomycota; Saccharomycetes; Saccharomycetales; Saccharomycetaceae. Gene Ontology annotation, biological process: fungal-type cell wall organization.